AGAUGAUGAAUAACACAACAUCAUUACGCGUGAUUCGAGUGGAGCAAUUCAUACACUAGCUCUUAUCUGCCUUGAAUAUUGCCAGUCGCGGGAAUUCACACAACAACAUCGAUCAGCGGGUGAUCAGACCAGUUGCGUCAAAAUUCUUGCGUCGUAUAGUUUGGAAAGACAAUGAAGGCAAGCAAAUGUUGCUGAAACUAACCUUCGUGAGUUUUGUGUUGUUUUGGGGCUGGUCAAAUGCUUUGUAUUUGAGGUUAGCCUUGAAUGACAGCUGCGUCACUCCGGCGGGACAUCACGGACGCUGCCUGCCAGUGAAAGAUUGCCAAUAUAUCCGUGAUGUGAUUCACAAACCGGGAUUCACCAAAGAAGAUCAGCAGUAUUUGGAUCAGUUUCGCUGCGGGAAGUUAUCGGGAUCGCGGAAACUGUUGACCUGCUGUCCCGAGUUCCAAAGUGUUGACGGAUGUGGUCGGUUGACGUUGAGGAAUAACAUCAUCGGUGGACAGGAGACGGAACCUGACGAGUUUCCCUGGACGGCCAUGCUGGUUUACGCUAUGGGUGAUCGUCGGUUUUAUCGUUGUGGUGGAGCUUUGAUCAACUAUCGAUACGUACUGACUGCAGCCCAUUGCGUGGAUAGUUUGGGUCGGAUGCAGCUGGAAGCUGUUCGCUUAGGUGAGUGGGAUCUAAGCACAGUGUAUGAUUGCAAGGAGGAGGAAUUCGGCAGAAUGCGUUGUAACAAGUUUUCCCAUCGGGACUUUGCAAUUGAAAAAGUUGUUAUCCACGAAGAAUAUUCUAGCAAAAAUUUGAACAAGGAGCACGACAUUGCACUGUUGAAGCUGGCUAAGUCAGCACCCCGUACAGAUUCCAUACUGCCAAUAUGCUUACCAACUGCGGAAAUGGUUAGUCAAAUGAAAAUUGAAGAUGAGUUGUUUGAUGUUGCCGGUUGGGGGGCUGUGGGAUCGGAAGCGCCACGAAGCGAUCGUAAAAGAAGGGUCACGCUUCCCGGACAGAAUCUGUCCAUGUGUCAGAUUGCGUAUUCAGAGGCCAACGUGAGCUUCACGGAGAAUCAGCUGUGCGUUGGUGGAACGGUUGGCAAGGACAGUUGCAGAGGAGACUCGGGAGGUCCGCUAAUGAUAAUCAUCGACAAUCGUUGGCAUUUGGCCGGAGUGGUUAGUUUGGGUGCCGUCAAAUGUGGUAUAAAGGGUGUUCCUGGGAUCUAUACUAGACUGGGUAGCUAUUUACCUUGGGUGGCCGCUAAGAUGGAGGAAGCGGAUAGGAUUUUCGUUGAACCAGUGUGACAAAAAUAAACAAUUAUCUAACCAGCCGUCAUGGACCCCCGAUACGGAAUAACAGCAACCUUUAACGGGUUGAUGGUGACAUCCACCAUCCCAAAACAACGUUUACGACAACCGAACCGGAGGGAGGCAAAUUUUCCGCUUAGUUGCCGUCGUUUCAACCGUGGCACUAUGACCGAUGAAGUGCCGUGUAAUGAAUUACCUUCCGGAAUAAAUCAUAAAUAAUUAUAGAGUUCGGAGCGACGAUCCGGAAAACGAUACCCUUCAGUAGUAUAACAGUGUAGUGGCGUCGUAAGGAUUGAUUGUCGUGAAUAUAGGCCUUCUUCAAACCAUGGAUGGGAUAGUGAAUAUAUUUUUUUCCUCAAGUUCGCCAAUUGAAUUUAAUUUGCACCCUUGUGUACUUACCUUGAGUGUGUGUGGUAAAAAUAAGACGUUUUCAGUAGGCCAGUUAUUUCACGGUCGCACAGAGGAGUAACUGGGGUCGAAUCCUGGCCAAAACUAUUUAUUGCGGCUAUUACUGUUAUUAUGCCUUAAUAAGAACUAAAAAUAGAAAAUAACUAGUUUUUGGGACAAUUUGGCAUCUAUCCACCUACCAGUGCAGAGGUCAUUUUUCUAGAUCCUUCCGAAUACUAGUAUUUUCGAGGUGAUCUUUGUGAAUACAUUUGUUUUUCUCGAUGCAUGAACAGGUCAGUGGAAAAGAGAGAAGAAAAGGGAUACCUGUGCACAUAUUCAUAGAUAUACAUUUUGCCAAACAUAGUAUUUGGCCCUACAGCAUUUUGGCGUACCUCAAAUUAGUGGAAAUAUCAAUAUUUUCAAAUCGCUUGGAAUUCGUGGAUCGAAAAAGAUCGUAAGAGAUUGAAUGUUUUUCGGAUAGCCGGAAUCUUGUUUUGUAAUGUUGUUUCAGCAACUUUGCCGGAUCUUGCCGUAUAAUGUAACUUUUUUAUCAUUCAAAUUUGGAAUAAAAUGUUUAAAAAGGUGUUUCUAAAGUUGGUCCAAUACACAGAAACACUACUAUUUUCGGUUAUUUUUAAGCUGAGUUUACACAAAUAGUUGUGUUCAAUUACGUUUGUUAUAAUGUUGUUUUAUUUAAUACAGUCAUCAUCAUUAGAAAGUUAUUUUGCUGGAUAUAUAAUAAAAAAUGAAUAAAAACCCCUUAAAAUAUCACCAAUU
This is a messenger RNA of Topomyia yanbarensis, 2462 nucleotides long. Its product is annotated as CLIP domain-containing serine protease B15-like. Gene Ontology annotation, molecular function: serine-type endopeptidase activity. The transcript is spliced from 5 exons. The record is from RefSeq and is a predicted model, not a curated record. Bases 186 to 1295 code for a protein of 369 amino acids. Gene Ontology annotation, biological process: proteolysis. Lineage: Eukaryota; Metazoa; Arthropoda; Insecta; Diptera; Culicidae.